CACAGGAAACCCCGUAGCGGCUUUCUGAGGGGACCCAAGAUGGCCGAAUCUUCACAGUGGGGCUAAUAAUUACUUUUCGUCAAGACGCUGCUAUUUCAUGGUGCUCGACGGUCGCGCUGGCCAUUCGCCGUCCCGGAAAGUGAAACGAGCGAGUCUAUUCGAUUAGUUACGUCGGGGAAUGUUUAUCUCUGCGUGAAGAGACUGGCUGGUCCAUCCGCGGCCCUUAGCCAGAAUAUGGCGGAAUACUUGGAGAAAAUAUAGCUUAGCUUAUUAUGAACGCGCCGCUUUAUACACGACCCUUCCCGCCUUUUCACCGACCGCGCGCGAGUAUAAUGAUCAAAUAGCGUUAUCGGUACGUCUUUGAAGUUCAUUCGGGCGCGUUUCGAACGUUUCUGGGUUAAAAUGACUCGCGGGAGGAGAUAGCCUGCUAGCUGAGGCGCUAGCUACGCUAACCCCGUUUGACUGAAUUAGUCGCAGCGUUAGCAUAGCCUAGCUAGCUUAAAGUAAAGGGGCACGGAGGAAAAUAAACACAUUCUGCGUUCGUGCUCUGGCUGCAUGCUUUUAAACUCAUUUCUCACCGUUUCACGCCGUUUGGAAACGGAGGAGCGUUUUUCGUGAUUUCCGUUUAGAAAAGUUGAAAAUAUUGAGUAUGUUGUGGAGAGUCUCGGCUGCACACAGCAGCUAGCUGACCAUCGCUAGACUGGUCAGAAUAAUUCUUCUGGACUGCAUAAGUAUACUGUGAUAGACGCCACAACAACAUACUGCUUCAGCUUCGCGACAGCUUGCCAGUGAAUGCCAUACAUUUCAGCUUGAAGUUGACAGCAGAUUCUGUUGCACCUUGCAAGCCGAGGACGUUGAGAUUUAUUGAAUCAAGGGCAAAAGCCUGCUUGAGAGUUACUUGCAAGGAUGACUGACACUCGUAGACGAGUAAAAGUGUACACUCUGAAUGAGGACCGCCAGUGGGAUGAUCGGGGGACGGGACAUGUGUCAUCCGCCUACGUGGAGAGGCUGAAAGGCAUGUCUCUCCUGGUGCGCGCCGAAAGUGAUGGGUCACUGCUGCUGGAGUCCAAAAUCAACCCUAACACCGCCUAUCAGAAACAACAGGACACAUUAAUAGUAUGGUCUGAGGCUGAAAACUAUGACCUGGCCCUCAGCUUCCAGGAAAAGGCUGGUUGUGAUGAGAUCUGGGAGAAAAUAUGUCAGGUCCAGGGAAAGGACCCCUCUGUGGACAUCACCCAGGAGCUGAUAGAUGAGUCUGAAGAGGAGCGUUUUGAUGAUAUGUCUUCUCCCGGUCUUGAACUUCCACCAUGCGAGCUUUCCCGACUGGAGGAAGUUGCCGAGCUGGUGGCGUCAUCGCUACCUUCUCCGUUACGGCGGGAAAAACUUGCCCUGGCGCUGGAGAACGAGGGCUAUAUCCGCAAACUGCUGGAGCUGUUCCGAGUGUGCGAGGACUUGGAGAACCGUGAAGGCCUGCAUCACCUCUACGACAUCAUCAAAGGCAUUUUCCUCCUCAACCGCACAGCGCUUUUCGAAGUCAUGUUUUCUGAAGAAUGCAUCAUGGAUGUGAUCGGAUGCCUGGAGUUCGAUCCGUCGCUACCCCAGCCGCGGCGGCAUCGAGAGUUCCUCACCACCACGGCACGGUUUAAAGAGGUCAUUCCCAUUUCAGACCCGGAGCUGCGGCAGAAGAUUCACCAGACGUACCGGGUGCAGUAUAUUCAGGACAUGGUGCUGCCCACCCCCUCUGUCUUUGAAGAAAACAUGCUGUCCACCCUGCACUCCUUCAUCUUCUUCAACAAAGUGGAGAUUGUUGGCAUGCUGCAGGACGAUGAGAAGUUUUUGACUGAGCUCUUUGCACAGCUGACUGAUGAAGCCACAGAUGACGACAAACGGCAUGAGCUGGUGAAUUUCCUGAAGGAGUUCUGUGCGUUCUCACAAACGUUACAACCACAGAACAGAGACGCAUUCUUCAAAACGCUGUCCAACAUGGGUAUCCUGCCAGCGCUGGAAGUUAUUCUUGGCAUGGAUGAUGUUCAGGUGCGUGGAGCAGCCACUGAUAUCUUCUCCUACCUGGUGGAGUACAACCCCUCCAUGGUGCGAGAGUUUGUUAUGCAGGAGUCUCAGCAGAACGAUGAUGUAAGUCACACGCCUACUGACUUUUGUGAUCCUUCCAGCUACCUGUCUUCCUCACUGCUUGUCUCUAUUUUACAGGACAUCCUGUUGAUAAAUCUGAUCAUUGAGCAUAUGAUCUGUGACACGGAUCCAGAGUUGGGUGGAGCCGUACAGCUAAUGGGGUUGCUCAGGACAUUAGUGGACCCAGAGAACAUGCUGGCAACUGCUAAUAAAACCGAGAAGACAGAGUUCUUGAGUUUCUUCUAUAAGCAUUGCAUGCAUGUGCUCUCUGCUCCACUUCUUGCCAACACCACAGAAGAAAAACCCAGCAAAGAUGAUUUCCAGACGUGUCAGCUGCUGGCUCUGAUCGUAGAGCUGCUCACUUUCUGCGUGGAGCAUCACACGUAUCACAUAAAGAAUUACAUCAUCAACAAAGACAUCCUCCGCAGAGUACUGGUGCUCACUGCAUCUCAACAUGCUUUCUUAGCCUUAUGUGCUUUGCGUUUCAUGAGGAAAAUCAUUGGCUUGAAGGAUGAGUUUUAUAACCGAUACAUAAUGAGGAACUUCCUGUUUGAGCCAGUGGUCAAAGCUUUCCUCAACAAUGGAUCCAGAUACAACCUCAUCAACUCAGCCAUUAUAGAGAUGUUUGAGUAUGUCAGAGUGGAGGAUGUGAAGUCCCUGACGGCUCAUAUCAUAGAAAACUACUGGAAGGCCCUGGAGGAUGUGGACUAUGUUCAGACGUUUAAGGGACUGAAGCUUCGAUAUGAACAGCAGAGAGAAAGGCAGGACAACCCUAAACUUGACAGUAUGCGGUCGAUUCUGAGAAAUCACCGCUUUCGCCGGGAUGCGCGGACGCUGGAAGACGAAGAGGAGAUGUGGUUUAACACAGAUGAGGAAGACUUGGAGGACGGUGAAGCUGUGGUGCCACCCUCAGAUAAGAUGAAGAGUGACGAGGACCUGAUGGAUCCUAUCAGCAAGUUCAUGGAGAGGAAGAAACUGAAAGAUUCAGAAGAGAAGGAGGUGCUGACAGGGAAGGCGAGCCUCUCAGGACGGCAGAGCCCCAGUUUUAAACUCUCCUUCUCCAGCUCCCCAAAGGCCAGUCUGUCCUCUCCCCCAACCGCAUCCCUCCACCCCGGUUCACCUGGUUCUCCGAGUUCUCCCGGGACAGGAGCCCGGAGCUCCCCCCCUACGGCAGCUGUCACCACUAAGGGAGGUCUGGUGGGCUUGGUGGACUACCCCGACGACGACGAAGAGGACGAGGAUGAGGAAGACGCAGACAGUAAAGAAGAAAGUCCUCCGCUGUCCAAGAAGUCCAAACUGAGCUCCUAAAGCACUCCCUCGUCAGUCAGCACAGUCAUGCUCAAAGGGAGCUUCAUCCAGAGACUAUUGCAGCGCUCAGCCUAGAACUCAAAACUGAAACAAAAUGAAUGAAUACACAAAUGAAUGGAUAAAUGAACGAAUGCAGCCCCCCGCAGGAGUCCAAGGGGCGCCAUGUGAGGAACGGAGAAAGGGAGAGCAAGAGAGGGAGAAGAUUCGGUCACAGAGCGAAAAGGUGAAUGUCUCCACGUGGAGUUUGUCCAAGUGCCAAUCUGCAAGACACAGAGAGAGAGAGACUCGUGAAACGGACGGAGAGAUCGAAGACGGAGAUAAAACUGUGGUCUGGACAAAGAAUCAUAAAAAAAGGAUUUAAUAAGAAAUGAAUUUCGACAAAGCUAAAAGUACUGGGGGGUAAAAAAAGACCUCACACACAGUCAGUCGGUCACUCACAGACACUCAAACUGUUGCCCCACAGAGCGUCCCAGGCUUGGACCAGGACACACUGCCCCCCCCUCUCAGGGAAGGACCUCACAUGACCCGAACUGGGCCAGCCAAUCCACAACCACCACUCACCUUUGCUGACUCCAUCUCCAUUUCUUUCUCUCCUUCCUCUCAACCCGUAGUUUUUUUUUCUGCUCUUUUUUUCCCUCCUUUUUUCCUUUGUUUUUGAGUUUCUAGGGCCAGACGGGACACUAGGGAGCAAAGAAGUCUGGGUCGUCAUUGUUUGAGAUGUCACCGUUGUUCUCGUGGCUCAGCGGAAGUUCUUCCUCUUUCAAAGCCAGCAGUUCCCUCCUUUUUCUUAUUCUGUUGUUCUCCUCUCUCAUUUUUUUAAAUGACAUAAGAGACCUGCCUUUAAAUGUUCAGGACGUUUUCAGCCGCACUUGAACAGGUUUUUAAAACCUCAGUGGGGGGAGAUAGUUUUACCCUUUUGCCCUUCAAAACUGCAGAUUUUUUGGAAAAUUUGUAAGCCCGUCUUGAUUAAAGAUUGAGUGGAACUCUAGAUGUGAUCGGUUUUUGUCAUAUCUUCAUUUUCUUUUCUUUUACAUGAGUGUACUCUUAGUUGUUCGGUAUAUUUGGGACCAUUAAAAAGAUCUUUGCUGUAGUAGAUCUC
Labeo rohita (rohu) is the source of this 4537-nucleotide messenger RNA. It is a transcript of the gene ppp4r3a, whose product is annotated as SMEK homolog 1, suppressor of mek1 (Dictyostelium). NCBI's taxonomy places the organism in Eukaryota, Metazoa, Chordata, Actinopteri, Cypriniformes, Cyprinidae. The record is from RefSeq and is a predicted model, not a curated record. Bases 907 to 3438 code for a protein of 843 amino acids. Gene Ontology annotation, cellular component: protein phosphatase 4 complex; nucleoplasm. Gene Ontology annotation, biological process: DNA damage response; protein dephosphorylation. The transcript is spliced from 14 exons. Gene Ontology annotation, molecular function: protein phosphatase activator activity.